Pocillopora damicornis (cauliflower coral) is the source of this 3411-nucleotide messenger RNA. RefSeq lists its product as uncharacterized. The record is from RefSeq and is a predicted model, not a curated record. Lineage: Eukaryota; Metazoa; Cnidaria; Anthozoa; Scleractinia; Pocilloporidae. Gene Ontology annotation, molecular function: protein binding.
UAAUUUUUUCACAAUCCUGCUCUUCGAUAGGAAAGUUACGAUUUUUUGCAAUUAUCAACACAUCAGAGCACGAAUGGUUACAAAACGGUUAACAAGAGCUCGUAUCUUUAUAUUGUUGGUAUCGCCAUGGUUGCGGGGAUUUCAGACGGGGAUUCCCCAGAGGUAAUCGCUCUUGGACAUGUCAAACAAGAUGGCGACAGGCGGGGAGAAAGAUUUUUCGUAUCCUUUCACUGAUACUUUGUCCUCACCUUCGUCUUCUUCUUCCAGAAUAUCUUUUUCAGAAUCUAACAGUACUGAACCUACAAGUAGUUCGGAAGUUGAUGCAAAGGUGGUCUUAGACGAAGGAAUAUACGGCUGGAUCUUGCAUUUAAUCGAGGAAGGGAAAAUCGCUCGAAUUGUCGAUCCUUAUAACUGGAUUUACGAGCUCGAUUGGCAAGAUGCAGUUUGGAAGUACUGGCAUGAGUUUCGCGAAGCAAGGAGAGGUGGAAAUAGCCCCCUUAAAAAAGACAACUUCAACAUCAGAACGGCAAGCAAUGGUUUAAGAGCUGCUCUGCUGAAUUCUUACAAAGAUAAAGGUGCUAAAGAAUAUCCAGAAAAGAAGGUUAUGGAUGAGGAGAACAAAACAAGCAAACGAUGCUUCAAAUUGCCUUCAAAUGUGGUUGAUAAACUUGCAGGAACAGCCUUUGCUAGUCAUGCUGUUUCGAAAGUUAAUGAAACUUCCAGUUCUAAUGUGACUGAUUUUAGAGAGACAUCCGAGUCUAAGUCAGAUGCACAUGGAGGAGAAAACGCCAUCAAUGAAUCUGCUUCUCAUCUGUCAAGACCACCUCCUAUGGCUUCUAUGGACUUAAAUUCUCUCAGUGUUGAUCCUGAGGAAUCCCAAGUCCUGAUCAAUCACAUACUCUCCCAUGAUGGUAAUCUGUUCAACCCAGAUUUUGGUCUCACUCCAAUGCCUAGUAAUGAUGAGGAAUUGUUACCCAUACUUCCUGACUGGGCAAACACAAGCCAGUAUGAUGCUGAGUCCUCUGGUUAUGAAACUGGUAUAGAUGAGAAUCUGGUGAAAGAAAUGGACCCCUGUGAAGGUCCCUAUCAGGGGGGAAAUAUGUCUUUUAUUUUCCUGGAACAGCCCUUGUCUACUCGUUUUCCUGGAGUUAACAGUACCAGCAGGUGCAAGGUGGUGUUCUCUUCGCCCAAGCACAGGCCUAUGUCUCCUCGUGUGGUUCAUGCAACAGUGAAAAACUGUUAUACUUUAAAAGUCCGUGUCCCUCGCUGUCCAAGAAUUCCAGGAGAACAGUUGGUGCGUGGGAAGUUGACAGUUAAAGUUGUUGUUAGGACGCAGGAGGAUGCCUACAUUGGCGAAACCAAAUACACCUACAACUCUAACCUGCUGAGGCAGUUUGAACAGUGCGUCAAAGCCUUAGAUGACGAAGAUAUGGAGCUUGACUGUACUGGUUCCCCGGUUGAAAACCACGUUACCAUGAGCUUUUAUUGGAAUGCAAUGGCAGCAACGAGUCUCUAAAGCAAUUCAAGGAAAACGCACGAGAGACGACGGACAAGUUAAUUGAAAAUGGCUAUGAGGGGGGCUCAGAACUAGAAACCCAAGAAGUUGAAGUGUCAUUUCAUGAUUGGAAUGAGUCGUCUUCAUCCGUGAAGCGCAGAGAAGAAAAUACGGAGAACGGUAAAAGGUUUGAAACCAGAGAGAUUUUCCGUGAUGAGGAGAACACAAGUUCAACUGAAGUGAGAGACGCCCCCGUCCAUUUAACAUGCAGUCUUUCCACAGAGGAAGAUGCAACAAUACAGAGCAAGGAUGAGAGAAAACAAGACAACGAAGAGAUCUCUAAGCCAAAGAUUUUUGUUCUUCGGAAGCCAUGUUCCCCCGUCCCAAUAAGCAGAAGUCGCUCUAGUUUCCCAGAUCCCCGAACGGACAUUUUUAUUGAGUUGCAAGUCCGUAAUGACCAAAGGACCUCUGAAUACAGCGAUAACCAAGAUGGCACUCCUGACAACGUGACAGAGCACGUGAUCGUUAAUAAACAACUCGUCACAGAACACGUGUCAAACACGAAACACCACGUGACUGUGGAUGUGAAGCACAACGGUACUAAACAGACUGCGAGAGACUGGGAGGCAAAGUAUGUAAAACGUGUCAGCGGCAAGCUGGGGUACUGGUUUCGAUUUUACGAACCAAGUUGUGAGCUAUUGCUGAUGUUUACACUUUACGACAAGCCUUAUCCUACCAAGUCAGAGACGAAGUUGAAGGAAGCAGUCCUGGACUACGUUACUAUUGAGGUCGAGACGAUCAGUUGGAAGUUACAUUCCUCAAGGGAGACCAGAGGAGAGAAGGAGCACGAUAAACGCGAGCUUGCACUUACUCGACAGGUUCCCCUUGUGGCCGUAUCGCCCUCACAGACCAAGGUGUGCAUCAUUAUGAACGAGCUGCAUGAAUUAUGCGACAAUGGAGAAUGGGUGAAGUUUGAAGAAGCGUGCGAGAUGCACCAACAUUCGAGCAAUUCUGAUGUCAAGGUUGCAGUUUUGCUGGAGAAAGCCAUUGCAUUUUUGUACCACCGGGAUCUGGAAAAAGCGGAGGCGACAGCUUUGGAGGCUCUCAGGAUUGUUUCCGAAGCUGACAAUCACCAACUCCUCAUAGGACGAGCUUACUACUACCUUGCGCAUGUCUACCGCCGGCAAAAAAAACUUGGAGAAGCAGUGCGGUGCAUUGACUUGUCCAAGCAGAAUCUUCUCCUGAUCGAUGUCUGCCUUGACCAAAGUUUCAUGGCCUACGAAGAAGGAAAUGUCAUGAAGGAGUUCAUCUCUAGUGGAAGCAUUUUGAGGAAGAAGCUUCUUCUCCAAGCUAAGCACUGCUUUGAGCAUUGUCUUGAUCUCAGUCGGCGGCUGGAUGACAGCAGCAACCGGGUGAUUCCUCACACGCACAGUUUCGCCCUCAUCAAGAUGGCCAUGCUUCUUCUCGAUUGCGGGAGCACCUCAGGACGAGAGCGGUCUGUGAGCAAGGAGCACGUUAUGGAAGCGUCAAAGUUCCUUACUGUUUUGCAAAAUAAUGGCCUGGACGACAUAACCGAGAGAAGAAAACUCCAGUUCCUUUUGGCGCGCUCGGAUCUCGACUACCGGCUUUCUAACUACCAGGCAGCAGCAAGUAGUGCCCAUCAAGCUUUGGAGAUGGCGCAGGAGUACGGCUUCCUACUGGAGGAGAUGCCAGCCCGUGAUCGCAUCUACCACAACCGUCAGUUACUUAAAAAGGGAGGAGCUUACGCUUGUCCAGAAAUUUAAGCUGACGUUAAAAAUUGAAUCAAAUAAUUGUUAUUUUCCUGGUUUUACUAAGACGUGUUGCUAUAAAGCAGAACAAAAUUAAUAACCAAAGGCUCUAAAUUAUUCCUUUUAACCCUUUAACUCCCAGAAGUG